GCGCGCCUUUGCUGUCGUGUCUACAAAUGUAACCGCGCCCCAAAGCUGUAUCAACAGUGGGUAGAAUUUUCACUUUCCACGUUCGCGUUCCGCUCGUCAUCUUUCGCUGUCUCGGUUGCACUGCUGCGUCUCUCGACAACUCUUCUCCCGCGAGCGCCAUGCCAGACUACGGGAUAGCAACCGUGGUCGCGCUGGUGGUGGCGUCCGCUGCGGGUGCAUUUUACCGCCUCUACCUGCAUCCAUUGACACACAUCCCGGGACCCAAGCUGGCGGCUCUGACACACUGGUACGAAGCUUACUAUGAUGUCGUUAAGAAGGGCCAGUAUAUCUUUGAGAUUGGACGCAUGCAUGAGAAAUACGGCCCAAUUGUUCGUGUCGGACCCAAUGAAGUGCAUAUUCUGGACUCAGAGUACUAUAAUCAACUCUACAACAUGACAAACCGAUUAGACAAAUACGACUACUUCUAUAGUAUGAUGGGCAACCCUCUCGCAACCUUUGGGACCAUCCAGGCAGACGUGCAUAGAGUCAGGCGAAUAGCGCUGGGUCCCUUCUUCUCAAGCAAAGCAGUCGCCAAGUUCUACCCGCAGGUACAAUCCGUCGUAGACCGAUUGACAGAGCGAAUGGAACUAUGUGCAGAGAAAGCCGAGCCCAUUCCGCUCUUCUAUGCGUACCGUUGCAUGACGGUGGAUAUCAUUUCCGAGUACGUGUUCGCGCAUCAGAUGGGUCUACUCGAUCGUGCGGACUGGGGAAAGUACUUCUACUCCGCCUGGCGCAGCUUGUGGGAGCUUUCCCCAACCACCCGCCAAUUUCCGUGGAUGAUUGAUGUCAUCAUGUCUAUGCCACGCUGGAUGACCAAAUUGACAGAUCCGAGAGCCCUUGAGGUCGUCGAUAUGUUUGCUGAGAUUGACCACCAGACCGAGGUUCUGCUAAAUUCAGAUUCAAAGGCGGUCGAAGCUCAGCCGCAUCCGACCGUGAUAUGGGAACUUUCGAAAAGUGACGCUUUACCACCUCAAGAAAAGACGCCGAAGCGCCUGGCAGUGGAAGCUAAUAGUCUGAUUGCUGCGGGCUUUGAGACCACUGGCGGUACACUAACUCUAAUGACAUACCUUGUGCUCUCUCAUCCGAACGUCUAUCAGAAGCUCCUCGCAGAACUCGAGCAGGCGAUUCCAGACCCAACCAAAAUACCCGGGUCGUUAGUUCUCGAGAGACUGCCAUACUUGUUCGCGGUCGUAAAGGAAAGCCUCCGCGUCUCUGUAGGAGCAUACUCGCGCCUCUCUCGUGUCAAUCGCUACGAAGCCAUGCGCUACAAGCAAUACAACAUCCCGGCCGGUACCGCCAUAGGAAUGUCCGCGCUUUUCGUCGCCCACGAUGAAGCAAUCUUCCCAGAUGCACUCUCAUUCAUCCCAGAGCGUUGGCUAGAACCUGACGGCAGCAUCGGCGCUACUGCCCUUCGCCUUGAGCAUUAUUUGUUGGCAUUCGGUAAGGGCGCACGUGGGUGCGUCGGCAUCAAUCUUGCGUACGCCGAGCUAUAUAGCGUCCUUACCACCGUGGUGAGGCGGUUCGGAAACCGUCUGGAGCUUUACAAGACUGAAGAGAGGGAUAUUGAGGCUGUGCAUGACUAUUUCGCAGGUAUGACGAGGAGGCCGGAUGGGAGCGAGGGAAAUGGCCUGCGGGUUCUGGUGAAGAAGCAAAAAUAGUAAUGGAUUAGAAUCUGUAACGACUUGAGCCUUUGAAGGCUCGGAUGGAGCCGGAUCCGGGCUGGGUCUUCCUUUUAGACAUCAUAGAUAUCACCGUCCGUUAAUAACACCUUAGAGUACCAGUGUAUCACAAGAUAAGCCCACACAUUAGGUCGAUCGGGGUGGCCUAAUAGUCUCGAAUACUUCAGGUUAAAAUAGCUUGCCAAGAGUGGC
This is a messenger RNA of Mytilinidion resinicola, 1910 nucleotides long. RefSeq names its product cytochrome P450. NCBI's taxonomy places the organism in Eukaryota, Fungi, Ascomycota, Dothideomycetes, Mytilinidiales, Mytilinidiaceae. The record is from RefSeq and is a predicted model, not a curated record. The transcript has 3 exons. Bases 159 to 1697 code for a protein of 512 amino acids. Gene Ontology annotation, molecular function: iron ion binding; heme binding; oxidoreductase activity, acting on paired donors, with incorporation or reduction of molecular oxygen.